Molecule: messenger RNA, 1233 nt
Organism: Mesorhabditis belari
Lineage: Eukaryota; Metazoa; Nematoda; Chromadorea; Rhabditida; Rhabditidae
Source: the annotation of a GenBank genome assembly
AUGGCCUAUUCGAGAAAAGAAUGGAGCGAUUGUGUCGGAUUUCUGAGAAGAUCGGUUGAGGAUUUCAACUACUACAAUGAUGAGAUCAUGUGGUGUCGAGAAAUGUGCGAGAAGAAAUUCCCGUCAAAUACAAAUGCGAUUGGGAUGGCGUUCACGCAUCUGACCGCACAACGAGCACUUUGUUUAUUCAGAUGUAAACGCGAUCGUCUUACAGAAGAGCGCCCGUCCACAAAGCGACAUCUUUUAUGGUACGAAAUGGAGGAAAGAGAGCCAUAUCGAUAUUUAUCGAUAUGUUAUUGGAAUCUGAAAGACCUCAAAAAUGCCGUGAAAGCCGCGUACACGUAUUUGGUGAGAAAUCCGGAACAUCAAGAAACCAUUGAAAAUUUACAGUUUUACAUGAAACAAGAGGGAUUUGAAGAAGAGAUGCUCGAUGAUUUCCAGAGAAAAGAAUAUGAGAACCUAUACAUGAGCGGGGUGUCAGCCUAUCAUCAAAACGAUUGGUGGAGUUGCAUUGAUCGAUUGGAGAGAUCAUUCGAAAAGGUAUUGCGAGAAGAGGAAUUGUGUCGAAUGGAUUGUAAAGAUAAAAUUGAUUGGAGUUCGGUCGAGGGGACACUCGAAAUCGAUAUUAUUCAAACAAGCAUGAAAGCAUCGGUUCUCCGUUGUGAAAGUCAAUGUUUCGAGAGAUUAUCCUGGGUUAACGGACACAAAGUUCGGAAUAUCAUCGCUUCACAUUUCGAGUACAUUCACAUUUGUCAAUACAAUUUGAUGCGUGGAACGGAUGCGUGUACUUCUGUGGCAAAUUAUCUUCUUUUCGAUGAUUCUCCAUUGAUGAGAAGAAAUCGUUUUGCCUAUAAUCGUCAAUAUAAAAAAGCCGACCUUUUCACACCGGAUCCGAAGAUUCUCGCAUUGUACAAGAGAUCGGUUUUGGAGAAACGGCUACUCGAAUACAUUGAUAAAGAGUUUCGAGUAUCGAAGGCGAGUCAGUUGGCUCCGGAAAGUUCGAAAGAUCGAGAGAAAUGGAGUGAAGAGAUCGACUCGACAGACUAUUUCCCUUAUGAUAAAGUCGAGAGGUUGUUGACCGAUGGAGAGUGUAAAGUCCUUCGUGCCCCAAUUCGAACGAAAAUCACGGAUCUUCUAUUAGACGAACUAUCGACCCGUCAGAAAUUAACUGAAUGUACUCUUUGUGAGGACCUACUAAUUGGAAAGCCACAAUCCAUCACGGCUUUGCCGGCC